This is a messenger RNA of Phaeodactylum tricornutum CCAP 1055/1, 1440 nucleotides long. RefSeq lists its product with no specific name. The record is from RefSeq and is a predicted model, not a curated record. Lineage: Eukaryota; Bacillariophyta; Bacillariophyceae; Surirellales; Neidiaceae. The transcript has 3 exons. Bases 1 to 1440 code for a protein of 479 amino acids.
AUGGACGACAUUAGCGAUACGGCAUCCGAUGACCAGAAGGACACGGAGUAUGUGAGUAACAGUGGGACCAUCAAGUUCAAAGGAAAUGAGGAUGAAUGGCGUACCUGGAAAGGGAAGACGAUUGCGACGGCAAUGCAACAUCGCUUCUACCAAGCGUUAUUCAUGCAGGAAAGCCUUGCAACCAUGGAAGAGGUCAAUGCAGGGACUGCAAGCAAGUCGACGCGGAAAGCAUUCUUGAGAAACGUACAGGCGUACGCUCAUUUGGCACUGUGCUGCGAAAAGACCGCAUAUUCGUACGUCGAAAAUGCGGUGACAGAACGAGCGCCGAUGGGAGAUGCCUACGAAGCGUGGAAGAAACUGUGUGAAAGUAUAAAUGAAAAUGUGGAAGAGUGGUUUCUGGAGCUGGAGUACUGGAAUACCCGUAUGGGUAAGAUCAAGCAGUCCUACAUGCGCGAUGACCUUCAGAUGAAGGCACAUAUAAUUGACCAACUCCCCGAGGCCUAUGAGGCAGUGAAAGUCAAGUUGAGUGGAGCAUACACGACCACCCCAAUGGAGACGUUUAAGAGGAUCAUUUUAGACUUCUGGAAGAGGCACAAUGUGUUAAGCCCGACGGAAACAAGCAGUCAGUGGAAGUUUGCCGAGGAAGAACGCUUGAUGCAGGACAAGUAUAAUACCAAAGAAGAAGAAGAAGCCAAAAUGUCUGAGGAGCCGGAGCCGCACAAAGACAAGGGAUUUAACGAAAUGACCGGAAAUCCGGACCCGCGAGAAGAUAUUCUGCAGGAAUAUCACGAUGUGCCCAUCAGCAAAAACAGAAACGGAUGGAACGCGAUGGAAAAGCCGAGUAUCCAGGACCGAAAGGGUUUAGGAGGGCUUAUCAAAAGGAACAGCGUACCCACCAGAGUUGGUAACCGCAAGAGUUUCAAAUGGAAACAAGCAAUUUUUGACAUCAUGGUAAACCUGGGAAUUGCUUUGGGCUUUAUCUAUUGGCAUGCAAUGAAGGAUUUAGACAAAUUCAGAAAGUUACUUGGAGUACACUGCAUGGCUGUAAACAACGAGAUUGGGCAAUACAUUGGAGUCAAAACAACAGAGUAUGAGAAAGAAUUCAUCCGGGACCACGAACUAGAGAUCUGGGAGGAAGCCAAGAUUUUUAGCAUUCCUGGAUACCACGAAGAAUUUCACAAGGGAAAUGAAGGACAAUCAGUAUCGAAGAAACAGUCCAGUUUACUUAUUGGAAAAAUUGUAUUUUUGGUAAGCAAAUGGAUCACGGACUGCAUGACUGCACUCCGCGAGCUCUCCACGUUGCUGGACACAGUAAAGUGGAAAAUGAAAUCAUCGAACAGGGAGGAUGUCAAGUUUGGCAGUCAAGUGGGACAUGUCCGGCAGAAUGCGACAUGUCACACAAAGAGAUUUGAAAAAGAGCGAGCUCUCAUCUCGAGCUAA